GAGCUAAGUGAUGUACCCAUGUCAGCAGAUGGUGAGGAGAGGCAGUGGUAGGAAGAGGGGGCUCAUAGGCAGCAACAAAAGGAGACGGAGCUGCCAGAGGUCUGGACACAGGACACACAGCCGGUUACAGGUAGCGUUCACAGCGGUCCGGCAGCACCAUGUCAGCAAAAGCGAUCUCUGAGCAGACCGGAAAAGAGUUCUUGUACAAAUACAUCUGUACCACAGCUGCAGUCCAGAACCGCUUCAAGUAUGCCCAAGUGACCUAUGACACUGACUGGGACAGACUUGUUCAAGACCAUCCAUGGCUUCUCACUGAGCCUUUGGUGGUGAAACCAGACCAACUUAUCAAACGUCGUGGGAAACUCGGGCUUGUGGGUGUCAACUUAAACUUGGACCAAGUGAAGAGCUGGUUAAAGCCACGGCUGGGACAUGAAACCACAAUUGCCAAAGCAAGGGGGAUUCUCAAGAAUUUCCUGAUUGAGCCGUUUGUUCCACAUAAGCAGGAGGAGGAGUUCUACGUCUGCAUCUAUGCGGCCCGGGAGGGGGAUUAUGUGCUCUUCCAUCACGAGGGAGGUGUGGAUGUUGGGGAUGUCGAUGCAAAGGCACAGAAGUUACUUGUUAGUGUUGGGGAUCGUUUGACCGAACAAGAUGUGAAGAACCACCUCCUGAAUCAUGUAACCCCUGAUAAGAAAGAGGUACUUGCAAGCUUCAUCUCUGGACUCUUCAACUUGUAUGAUAACCUUUACUUCACUUAUCUGGAGAUCAAUCCGUUAGUUGUCACUAAGGAUGGCGUGUAUGUGUUGGAUAUGGCAGCCAAGAUUGACGCCACUGCUGACUAUCUCUGCAAAGCUAAAUGGGGAGAUGUGGACUUUCCACCACCUUUUGGAAGAGAAGCUUAUCCAGAGGAAGCCUAUAUUGCGGACUUGGAUGCCAAGAGUGGAGCAAGUCUAAAACUUACCAUUUUGAACCCACGUGGCAGGAUCUGGACCAUGGUUGCUGGUGGAGGAGCCUCAGUUGUGUACAGUGACACGAUUUGUGACCUGGGUGGGGUGGAUGAGCUAGCUAACUAUGGGGAGUAUUCUGGAGCCCCAAGUGAACAACAGACCUACGACUACGCCAAGACCAUCCUGUCUCUUAUGACCAGAGAGAAACAUCCUGAUGGUAAAAUCCUUAUUAUUGGAGGCAGUAUUGCAAAUUUCACCAAUGUUGCUGCUACCUUCAAGGGUAUUGUUCGAGCUAUUAAAGACUUUCAGGGCCCAUUGAAGGAACAUGAGGUUACAAUAUUUGUGAGACGAGGUGGACCAAAUUAUCAGGAGGGCCUUCGUGUCAUGGGUGAAGUAGGUAAAACCACUGGAAUUCCAAUUCAUGUGUUUGGUACUGAAACUCACAUGACAGCCAUUGUGGGUAUGGCACUGGGGCACAGACCGAUUCCAAAUCAGCCUCCUACUGCAGCCCACACCGCCAAUUUCCUGCUGAAUGCCAGCGGCAGCUCCUCAACCCCUGCAUCUAGCAGAACAGCAUCCUUCUCAGAAUCACGCCAGGAGGAUAUCACUCCAGCAAAAAAGGCCAAGCCUACUGUACCAAAUGACACAGCGGCUGUACAUGGACCAACCAAAGCCAAGGCUACUACUCUGUUCAGCCGGCAUACCAAAGCGAUUGUAUGGGGCAUGCAGACCCGGGCUGUGCAAGGCAUGCUGGAUUUUGACUAUAUAUGUUCCCGUUCUGAGCCUUCCGUUGCAGCAAUGGUCUAUCCUUUCACUGGGGAUCAUAAGCAAAAGUUCUACUGGGGACACAAAGAAAUACUUAUUCCAGUUUUUAAGAAUAUGGCCGAUGCCAUGAGAAAACAUCCAGAAGUGGACGUUCUUAUCAAUUUUGCCUCACUAAGGUCUGCUUAUGACAGCUCCAUGGAGACCAUGAAUUACCCGCAGAUCCGAACCAUUGCAAUAAUUGCUGAAGGAAUCCCAGAGGCCUUAACCAGGAGGCUCAUCAAGAUGGCUGAUGAAAAAGGGGUCACCAUUAUUGGACCUGCCACCGUUGGUGGCAUCAAACCUGGUUGUUUCAAGAUUGGAAACACUGGAGGAAUGCUGGAUAACAUUCUGGCCUCUAAGCUUUAUCGUCCCGGAAGUGUUGCUUACGUGUCUCGCUCUGGGGGUAUGUCCAAUGAGCUUAACAACAUCAUCUCCAGAACCACAGAUGGAGUUUAUGAAGGUGUGGCCAUUGGUGGAGACCGUUAUCCUGGUUCCACCUUUAUGGAUCAUGUUCUCCGCUAUCAAGACACUGAAGGAGUAAAAAUGAUUGUGAUCCUUGGGGAGAUUGGUGGCACAGAAGAAUACAAGAUAUGUCGUGGUAUUAAAGAAGGCAGACUCACCAAGCCUGUCGUGUGCUGGUGUAUCGGGACCUGUGCAACCAUGUUCUCCUCUGAGGUACAGUUUGGGCAUGCUGGAGCAUGUGCCAACCAAGCAUCGGAGACUGCAGUUGCCAAAAACCAGGCCUUAAAAGAAGCGGGAGUGUUUGUGCCACGUAGCUUUGAUGAGCUGGGUGAUGUUAUUCAGUCCGUGUAUGAAGAUCUGGUUGCCAAGGGAGAAAUAGUGCCAGCUGAGGAGGUACCACCACCUACAGUUCCAAUGGACUACUCGUGGGCAAGGGAGCUAGGAUUGAUCAGAAAACCUGCCUCCUUCAUGACCAGUAUUUGUGAUGAGAGGGGGCAAGAGCUCAUUUAUGCAGGGAUGCCCAUAACAGACGUUUUCAAGGAGGACAUUGGGAUUGGAGGAGUGUUGGGACUACUUUGGUUCCAGAGACGGGUACCCAAGUAUGCCUCCCACUUUAUUGAAAUGUGCCUGAUGGUAACGGCAGACCAUGGACCCGCCGUAUCUGGAGCUCACAACACUAUUGUUUGUGCUAGAGCUGGGAAAGAUCUCAUCUCCAGUCUUACUUCUGGUCUGCUCACCAUAGGAGAUCGGUUUGGUGGUGCCCUCGAUGCUGCUGCCAAGAUGUUCAGCAAAGCUUUUGACAGUGGUCUGAUUCCAAUGGAAUUUGUGAACAAGAUGAAAAAAGAAGGCAAACUUAUUAUGGGCAUUGGUCAUAGAGUGAAAUCUAUCAACAAUCCAGACAUGCGAGUACAGAUCCUGAAGGACUAUGUCAAACAAAACUUCCCUGCCACUCCAUUGUUAGACUAUGCUCUGGAAGUGGAAAAGAUCACCACUUCAAAGAAACCUAAUCUUAUCCUGAAUGUAGACGGACUAAUUGGUGUCGCUUUUGUAGAUUUACUGAGAAACUGUGGUUCUUUCACAAGGGAAGAAGCUGAUGAAUACAUCGAUAUUGGCGCACUGAACGGUAUCUUUGUUCUGGGACGAAGCAUGGGCUUUAUUGGGCAUUACUUGGACCAAAAGAGGCUGAAGCAAGGAUUAUAUCGACACCCAUGGGAUGACAUCUCCUACGUUCUGCCGGAACAUAUGACCAUGUAGAGAUUUGAAGGACACUCCAGUUAGAAUACUUGAUAUGUUGUUGCACACAAGAUGGAUGCUUCCUGUGUGCGGGCUCCUUGCAGUAGUCCUGUGUACUCAAGCAACGCAGAGCAAGACUAGAAUAUAUAUUGCUCCUUAAUGUCAUGGUCGCUGUUUUUUUGUUUUUAUAUUCAUUCACCCCUUUAUUACAGGUUAAUGUGUUACAUCCUUUAAUUUUAAUAUGUGUAGAGUUUCACGUCAAAGUAAAUUGAGUUGACAACUGUAUUUAUUAAAUGGAAAUUGCAAUGA
Messenger RNA from Bufo bufo (common toad), 3752 nucleotides. It is a transcript of the gene ACLY, whose product is annotated as ATP citrate lyase. Gene Ontology annotation, biological process: tricarboxylic acid cycle; acetyl-CoA biosynthetic process; fatty acid biosynthetic process. NCBI's taxonomy places the organism in Eukaryota, Metazoa, Chordata, Amphibia, Anura, Bufonidae. The coding region runs from base 159 to 3464 and encodes 1101 amino acids. Gene Ontology annotation, molecular function: ATP citrate synthase activity. The record is from RefSeq and is a predicted model, not a curated record. The transcript is spliced from 29 exons. Gene Ontology annotation, cellular component: cytosol.